AUGGAAUUUGGAGUCCUCGAUUUCUGGCAGUAUUCGUGCUCUCAAAAGGAACACGGUAGGCCGUUCGCUGAGGCUACAACUAUAGCACAACUAUAUGCGAGUGCAGCGGAACUCAAGGCGAAUGGGAAGCUUCUGAGGUCCAACAUAUGUAGAUGUAAACGCAUUAAGAUUCAAACAGAACAGUGUCACCAAGGAAGUAGACUAUGCACCUUGGCACCGAUUUUGAAGAUAUCCGGCCAUGAGAACAAAUUCAUAGAUUCAGAAAGUUUUGAGGGAAAAUUAAAGUUUUUAAUGGUCUUCAUAACGGAACUCAACCGAGAAUGGACUCAACCAUCGGGUGAUGAUAGCGGACAACACAUGCCAAGACUCUGGUCAUAUGACUUUUGUCCGAAGAAACACCGACGAGCACAUGACAAGACACGAGAACCUUCACGUUACAUACCUCCGUCGGUAGACCUCCCCCGUACAACAUCUCAACCUUUGAACAACCUGGAUGCCAAGCGGUGA
Molecule: messenger RNA, 507 nt
Organism: Botrytis deweyae
Lineage: Eukaryota; Fungi; Ascomycota; Leotiomycetes; Helotiales; Sclerotiniaceae
Exons: 3
Coding region: 1-507 (168 amino acids)
Source: RefSeq, a predicted model, not a curated record